AUGGUCUCUCAGUUCAUCCUGUUUCAACUUUACAGUGAUUUGGCCCACAUUUUCGAAUCAUACAUUCAGUGUAAGCAUGUGGACUACCGGUCAGAGCGGAUAGAGGACUACUAUGACAUCCAGCUCAGCAUAAAAGGAAAGAAGAACAUCUUCGAGUCAUUCAAAGACUACGUUGCAACUGAGCAGUUAGAUGGAGACAAUAAAUACAACGCAGGAGAGCAUGGCCUGCAGGAGGCAGAAAAGGGAGUGAAGUUCCUCACCUUCCCUCCGAUCCUUCACCUGCAGCUGAUGAGGUUCAUGUAUGACCCACAGACUGACCAAAACAUCAAGAUCAACGACAGAUUUGAGUUUCCAGAUCAGUUACCCCUGGAUGAGUUCCUCCAGAAGCCAGACUCCAAGGAUCCAGCCAACUACAUCCUGCAUGCAGUUCUAGUGCACAGCGGGGACAACCAUGGCGGUCACUACGUCGUCUAUCUUAUUACGUCGUCAUCUUUUUUUUUUACACACCUUUCACUCCAAAAUUCUGUGGACGUAUUUGGGGUUUCUGCACUAUGAGCUUAAAUGUCAACA
Messenger RNA from Labrus bergylta (ballan wrasse), 570 nucleotides. Its product is annotated as ubiquitin carboxyl-terminal hydrolase 7-like. The record is from RefSeq and is a predicted model, not a curated record. Gene Ontology annotation, biological process: protein deubiquitination; regulation of protein stability. Lineage: Eukaryota; Metazoa; Chordata; Actinopteri; Labriformes; Labridae. Gene Ontology annotation, molecular function: cysteine-type deubiquitinase activity. Gene Ontology annotation, cellular component: nucleus; cytosol.